GUCUUGAUCGGAUGAAGCUCAUGCGCUUUUACAGUGUGGAUUCUGUUCAGAGCGAAACACACUGACAGCAUCGGCUCCUCUUUCUGUGUCUGUGCACACACCGACAGUCAUUGUCAGCAGACACUUUCCACCGCAUUGCAAAAACAUCUUUUAUCUAAUUUCCUCGGAGGAGACGCGUUUCAUCGCUGCAGACGCACAGCGCAUGUUCCUCUAAACCAGAGUCCACCUGUGUGUAUGUGUGAGUGGGAGAGAUUUGUUCAUUUCCAGGAACGGGGCUGUGCAACUCUUCUUCCUCACAGGACCGCGAGGAGAAUCCGUCAACGUCAUUUAUACGGGAAUAACAGCUUUGAUUUUUCUACGGAGUGAUUAUUAUGCGCGUCCUGUGCGGAUUGUAAGAGAGGAACUUAGUCGCCCGUUUGCUCCUGAUCCAAAGGGACAGAUCUGCUCGUUCCAGCAGGGAAUACUCGGGUUCAGAAGAAAUUCCUGUCCAUAUUUGAGUACUUGGGAGAGACAGAAAGAGCGCGCACAAUGCCACUUGCUCAACUGGCAGAACCAUGGCCCAAAAUGGAGCUGGUGCAGUUGGAGACGGAGAAUGGCCAGAGCACCACUGAAGAUGGAGUCACUGCAGCUGUUAAGUUCAAGUCACAGAUCACCUGGGUAGAGAGAGAGUUUGCUGACAUUAAUGUUAAGUUCUGUUUUCAGGUCUCAGUCUCUUCCUUCCUCUUCCUGCCUACUUUAGUUGUUGAGCAGGGCAGAGCACACACCCUCAGUCCCAUACACACUUUCACACGCACGGCCAGACCUUGCUCGCUCCCUCUCUGGGAUGAGUUUUGUUGUCUAUGGCUGCCCCGACUGCAGGCAGAUGGGGGUAACAGUGGAAUGCCCUGGCUAGAGGAGGGAUGAAGAGAUGGAGAAAGAGAAGAGGAAGUUUAAAGUCAGUCAGUUAUUGACUCUCUACCUGUUCAAGCGGCAGCACAGUAAGACUUUAGCGAAUGCCACUCAGUCCAGUGAGGAGACGAACAGCACCACGAACUCGGCUCCAUCUAGUGCAGCUUUAACCGAUGAACAUACAACAUGGACACCGGAAGAUGGUGAGAUCAAGGAGAUCAACAUCACACAUGUGGUUAAGGAGGGGGCAGAGAAGGCAGACCCCUCGCAGUUUGAGCUGCUCAAGGUGCUGGGGCAGGGCUCCUUUGGAAAGGUGUUUUUGGUACGGAAGGUAACCCCUCCUGACAGUAACCAACUCUAUGCCAUGAAGGUCCUGAGAAAGGCUACACUCAAAGUGAGAGAUCGUGUAAGGACUAAAAUGGAGAGAGACAUCCUGGCAGACGUCAACCAUCCAUUUGUGGUUAAACUCCAUUAUGCCUUUCAGACCGAGGGUAAACUCUAUCUGAUUCUUGACUUCCUCAGAGGGGGCGAUCUAUUCACCAGGCUGUCAAAAGAGGUGAUGUUCACAGAAGAAGAUGUGAAGUUUUAUCUGGCUGAGCUGGCACUGGGUCUAGAUCACCUACAUGGUCUUGGCAUUAUCUACAGAGAUCUCAAACCUGAGAACAUCCUCCUGGAUGAAGAGGGCCAUAUCAAACUCACAGAUUUUGGACUGUGUAAGGAAGCUAUCGACCAUGAGAAGAAGGCUUACUCCUUUUGUGGGACGGUGGAAUACAUGGCUCCAGAGGUGGUUAACCGGCAGGGACACACCCACAGCGCUGACUGGUGGUCGUUUGGGGUACUGAUGUUUGAGAUGCUUACCGGGUCACUGCCAUUCCAGGGAAAGGACAGAAAAGAAACAAUGAAUCUCAUCCUAAAAGCAAGGUUGGGGAUGCCUCAGUUCCUGAGCGCUGAAGCUCAGAGUUUACUGAGAGCUCUGUUCAAGAGGAACCCCACCAACAGACUGGGAUCUGGAUCAGAUGGAGCCGAGGAAAUCAAACGCCAUUCGUUCUUCAUGACUAUUGAUUGGAAUAAACUAUUCAGGCGAGAGAUAAAACCCCCAUUCAAGCCAGCAGUGGCCAGACCUGACGACACCUUUUACUUCGACUCGGAGUUCACUUCUCGUACCCCUAAAGAUUCCCCAGGCGUUCCUCCCAGCGCAGGGGCUCAUCAGCUCUUCCGGGGCUUCAGCUUUGUUGCCACAGCAAUGCUAGAGGAGGAAGGCAAAGUGGAGCCCUCUCAACCCCCUCCACACCCUGUGGUACAGCAGCAGCUUCAUGGUAAGAACAUCUUGUUCAGUGACGGUUACGUGCUGAAAGAGGACAUUGGCAUGGGCUCUUUCUCUGUCUGCAAACGCUGUAUACACAAAGCAACCAACACAGAGUAUGCAGUAAAGGUGAUUGAUAAAACAAGCACCGACCCAUCCGAAGAGAUUGAGAUCCUGCUGCGAUACGGCCAACACCCCAACAUCAUCACUCUCAAAGAUGUCUAUGAUAAUGGGAAACAGGUGUACCUGGUCACUGAGUUGAUGCGAGGAGGUGAGCUGCUGGACAGAAUCCUCAAGCAGAAGUUUUUCUCUGAAAGAGAGGCUAGUGCUGUGCUGCACACUAUCACAAAGACCGUGGAAUACCUGCACUCUCAAGGGGUUGUCCACAGAGACCUGAAGCCCAGUAAUAUUCUGUAUGUCGAUGAGUCUGGAAAUCCAGAAUCUCUGCGCAUCUGUGAUUUCGGCUUUGCCAAACAGCUAAGGGCAGACAACGGUCUGCUCAUGACACCCUGCUAUACUGCCAACUUUGUAGCACCUGAGGUACUGAAGAGACAGGGCUAUGAUGAGGGCUGUGACAUUUGGAGUCUUGGAGUAUUACUUUACACUAUGCUUGCUGGUUUUACGCCAUUUGCCAACGGACCAGAAGACACUCCAGAAGAUAUUCUGAGUCGGAUAGGAAGUGGCCACUUUACUCUGACGGGAGGCAACUGGGAUGCGGUGUCUGAUGCUGCCAAAGACUUGGUCUCUAAGAUGCUCCAUGUGGACCCUCACCAGCGGCUCACAGCCAAGCAGGUUCUGAAGCAUCCGUGGAUUGUUCAGAGAGACAAACUUCCCAACAGCCAGCUACAACACCAAGAUGCCAAGCUUGUCAAGGGGGCGAUGGCCGCCACAUACUCAGCGCUGAAGAGUUCCCAACCACCCCCUGAGCUAAAGCCCAUCGAGUCCUCAUUCCUGGCGCAGAGACGGGUGAAAAAGCUCCCAUCCACCUCUCUGUAGAGAACGAGAAGAGGGAAAAAUGGAGAAGUACUCCUGACUGAAUGCAGUUGUGGAAAGGAUGGAUGGAUGGAUGAAAGAACCACACUGAAGCUCUACAGACUAAAGACGGUCUCUUGAACCUGCCCAUGACAUCAGCACUGGAGUGAAGCUGUCAAGCAUGCUAGGCAAGGCAGGUGAUUGGCUGAUGAAGUUUGAGGGGCGUGGCCAGUGAGGGUUCCGUACUCCAUUAGGAGUAGUAGUGGUGGGGUGUGUGUGUGUGUGUGUGUGUGUGUGUGUGAGAGAGAUUUCGAAAUCGGGUAAAGGAUACUGUUAUAAAAUAGAUGAUAUUCCCAGUGCAUUUAUGUCUUGGUACUGUAAUCCUUAAAUAACAACACUGAGUUUUUGAUUUUCUUUUUUAUUUCUCAGUUUUUGUUUGUUUUGCUUUUUGUUUAUUUUUUUUAUCUCUGUAGUUUGUUUAACUGGAUUUUCGUGUUGAUUUGUCUGUUCUUGGACGCUUUUCAGCAGUAGUUUUCUCUUAGUCCGUCUCUUCCUGAAAGCUCAAAGUGGCCUUCAGCGCAAAGAGAGAUGUUCCAGUAUAAUAUUUCACCCAGAUGAAUGAGUAAAGGUUAGAUAUAUCUUCCAUAAUGAUCCGGUAAGCAUGUUCACAAGACUAUCAACCUAAACACAGUGGAGAAUGGAAGUGCUCUCUGCAUGGAUUUGUACAAUGCUGUCAUGUUUCUUUCUUGUUUUCCCCAACUCGGCACUUUUACUUGGUGAACCUGUCAGCACUGGUGAAGACUGUUCAGAAAAUGUCUCCUUGUGUGCUUAUUAAAGUAAGGAAUGAAAAAGUCUGAAUGUGAGAUGACACCUGAAGCUUGUGGCAUGGAAAAAUGUUGCUUUCGUGUGAUUUCCAGUGAUUUUUUUUUUUUUUUCUGGAUAUUGACUGCUGUCUCCUGUGUUUUGAUUUUGUUGCUGUUGUUGCUUAAAGAGAAGUUAUUUUAUAAAGGGACAUUGAGCACAAAAUGUAUAAAUAUGACAGCUGAGAAAACGAUUUAAUGAUUGUGUAUAUUUUUAUCUGUCUAUCCUAUUCCUUGUUCACCCUGUGUUCAGAAGCCCAGUGUGGUGGAACUAUCGACUGUAUUGUGCUCAGGAUGUUAGAGAUGCCUUGCAAAUUCAUGAAGCCUCGCUCAAGUAUUGCACCCUUUACCAAACAUGUCUUAUCAGUUUUAAGACAUGCUUACAGUAUUGUUUUGCAUUGCCCUUUUUCAGAAUUUUUGAAGAUUUAUAAAAAUUACAUAAAGAAUCAGAAAAGGAUGUAGUUGCGAUUAUUCUUUUUACCAAGGAUAGUUUACUCCAAAAUGAAAAUUGUAGUCAUUUACUCACCCUCAUGUCUUUCCAAACCUGUAUGACUUUCUGUAUUUCACAAAAAUAAAAUAGGGACCAGGAAUCCAUUUUCACCCUAUUGAGAAAAACAUGGGCAUUCUGCUGUAAAUAUAAAGGGAUACCGAUUUGGAAUGAUAUGAGGGUGAAUAAAUGAUGACAGAAUAUUCAUUAUUGGGUGAAUUAUACCUUUAAAUCUUUAAAGUAACUAGAACAGAAUUUGGAAUUGACCCAAAGUGUAAAAAAAACAAAAAAACAUACAGUCUGUCUCUAAGUGUGCAUUCUGUUUCUCCCAAACUUUAUUUGCUCUUUGUGUGGUAUUUGGGGUUAUUCUUGCCUAAAAAAAAAAUUAAUUGUGGUUUUUUUUUUUUUUUUUUUUUUUUUUUUUUGUCUUUACUUGAAGGAAAAAGGCUUUAUUUACUGGGAGUCACAGCAUUUGGUCGUAUUACUGUGUAAAUGUGUUUGUUUCUCCUGCCUGAUGUUGGGGUGGGUGGGAUGGGAGCUGUUUGCGGUAAACGGGUGUAAAUUAUCACCCUUUGCUUUUACUGUUAAGGGCCUGAAUUUAAGAACCUUCAUCCUGAUGCCUUUCUAUUAAAAGAAAAGAAAAAAAAUAAACUGACUUGUCCUG
Molecule: messenger RNA, 5174 nt
Organism: Ctenopharyngodon idella (grass carp)
Lineage: Eukaryota; Metazoa; Chordata; Actinopteri; Cypriniformes; Xenocyprididae
Gene: rps6ka1
Product: ribosomal protein S6 kinase a, polypeptide 1
Exons: 24
Coding region: 908-3187 (759 amino acids)
Biological process (GO): positive regulation of DNA-templated transcription; intracellular signal transduction; protein phosphorylation
Molecular function (GO): ribosomal protein S6 kinase activity; ATP binding; magnesium ion binding
Source: RefSeq, a predicted model, not a curated record